Molecule: messenger RNA, 1551 nt
Organism: Closterium sp. NIES-65
Lineage: Eukaryota; Viridiplantae; Streptophyta; Zygnematophyceae; Desmidiales; Closteriaceae
Source: the annotation of a GenBank genome assembly
AUGUGGCUGCGCGGAAGGCUCUGGGCUUGGGGGAGAGGGGACGGCGGAAGGCUGGGUCUGGGGAACGAGAUUUCCCUCUUCUCCCCAACCUUAAACCCUGAUUUUCCGCAGGGGACGGCAGUGCGCAGUGCGGCGGCUGGCGGGUUGCAUUCCUUGGCGGUUUCUGAGCGAGGGGAACUGUUCACGUGGGGGUAUGGCGGGUUCGGGGUGUUGGGGCAUGGGGAGUUCACCAGGAGGGAUGUACCCUGCCACGUGGCGCCCUCUGAUUGGCUGGAGGAGGGUGUGGAGAUUAAAUCAGCAGCAGCUGGGGGGAGCCAUACUCUGGGUUUAAGUACUGAUGGCAGGGUUUAUGCGUGGGGGAGGGAUGAGGGGGAGGGGCGGCUGGGUAUCCCCCAUAUAGUGGACGCGAUAGGAGAAGAAGGGUGCGUGCCUCGGCCAAUCCCGGUCGAGUUUCCAGCGUCCCAGGGCCUGCCACGUGGCGGAGUCUCAUUGGUCGCAUGCGGAGGGUUCUUCUCUGCUGCUGUGGACUGCGAGGGUGGCGUGUGGACGUGGGGAGGCAAUCACAAUGGCGAACUGGGGCAAGCAUCAUCCGGCCUCCUUUCUGCUCGCAUUAGCACCAUCACUGCUCCUGUCACACACUUAGCUGCUAGCCCCUCUUUUGAGUCGACUCAAAACGAGGUGUGCCUUGCACUCCUUUUGAGACUGUACGAGGUGUGCCUUGCACUCCUUUUGAGACUGUACGAGGUGUGCCUUGCACUCCUUUUGAGACUGUACGAGGUGUGCCUUGCACUCCUUUUGAGACUGUACGAGGUGUGCCUUGCACUCCUUUUGAGACUGUACGAGGUGUGCCUUGCACUCCUUUUGAGACUGUACGAGGUGUGCCUUGCACUCCUUUUGAGGCUGUACGAGGUGUGCCUUGCACUCCUUUUGAGACUGUACGAGGUGUGCCUUGCACUCCUUUUGAGGCUGUACGAGGUGUGCCUUGCACUCCUUUUGAGACUGUACGAGGUGUGCCUUGCACUCCUUUUGAGACUGUACGAGGUGUGCCUUGCACUCCUUUUGAGACUGUACGAGGUGUGCCUUGCACUCCUUUUGAGACUGUACGAGGUGUGCCUUGCACUCCUUUUGAGACUGUACGAGGUGUGCCUUGCACUCCUUUUGAGACUGUACGAGGUGUGCCUUGCACUCCUUUUGAGACUGUGUGCCUUGCACUCCUUUUGUCUCCUCCCCUGGCUGCUGGCUCGCACCAGCAGCACCAUCACUGCCCUGGCUGCUCCUCUUGUCAAAGGCCUGGCUGCUGCUGCUGCUGGCAUCCACACGCUGGCAGUGGAUGGUGAGUUGCUGCACGAGCGAAUGGCCUCCUGUUUCCUCUUCUUCCUCCCCCGUCUCCCCCCUCCCCUCCCCUGUUCUCUCCUGUCCCACAACCAGACGAGGGACGCGUGUGGUCGUGGGGAAGGGGCGGCAGCGGCCAAUUGGACGAAGGACAACUAUUUGUUUGGGGAAAGAAUGCGGACGGGCAACUUGGACUGGGAGCCGGGCAGCCAAAAAUAA